AUGAAAUUCUUUCCUUGUGUUUCCCAAUCGGAAGCCUCAAGCGAGAGCGAGAUCAAAACCUUGCUCCAAAAUGCCGAGAUGUGUAUGAUUUCAAUUCCGAGUAUUGGUAAUGUGGGACAAUUAGCCAUGGAUUUCAUAAUUUCCAGUUUUUCGGAAAAAUCAUUUUCAAAGAUUAAAAAGCUGGGUUAUUUAGAGACUGGCUUCCUGUUGAGUUGUGUUGGUAAUGAUCCCUAUUUUGCUCCUUCCGAAUCUUCUCAUCACGGAAAGCUUCAUUCUGCAUUAGAGGUUUAUUCUUUACAAUUUUAUCAAAACGAUCAAUCGGUUGGACCAAAUAUUAUUUUGAUUCAUUGUCGGUCCAUUGUUAUUUACCCAACACUUUUUGUGAGAGAUUUGAAUGAGUGGCUUUCGAAAGGAAAUACAGAUGAUGGAGAAUACUUUUUGAAGAAUUUACAAACUCUGGUUUUACUCAGCUCAGCAAAUGCUGGACUACAAGAUGAUCGAUUUAUUCAGCGCAUUCAAGAGUCUCCUAUUGAGUUUGGAUUAGCAUCAUUAGCAUUUGAUGCAAAUUUGGCAAACGAUUCUCAAUUCCCAUUGACCUCUUUCCUGACCACUAUUCCAAGAAUUGAUAAAGCAACUUAUCCAUUAUUUUUCAGUGCUGUGAACGCCAAGUUGCUUGAAAACGAAGAAACACUUGCAAAGGAAAAACAAGGCAAUGACACUGUGAGAAAGUUGAAUCGUGUGAUUGUUUUUAUGAUUUGCAACGAAGGAGAAAACUCUUUACAUGGCAUCUCGCUUUGUAAGGCCGUCACAGGGGAGAUAUUGUUACCAUAUCUCAAAAGAAUGAACGUUGGCUCAACACCAUUGGAUCAUUUGGAAAGCAUUGAAUGGAAAGCACCUUACAGCUGGAGAUACUUUUAUGGGCCUCCUGUUUCUGAUAUCAAUUUGUAUAAUUAA
This is a messenger RNA of Naegleria fowleri, 954 nucleotides long. RefSeq lists its product as uncharacterized. Bases 1 to 954 code for a protein of 317 amino acids. Lineage: Eukaryota; Heterolobosea; Eutetramitea; Acrasida; Naegleriidae. The record is from RefSeq and is a predicted model, not a curated record. The transcript has a single exon. Gene Ontology annotation, cellular component: cytosol; nucleus. Gene Ontology annotation, biological process: proteasome assembly.